UCAGAUCCAUCAUUCGGUGUCUAAUCGUUGUGUAGUGAAACAACAGAGCACCUGGUCCGAAGCCGUUCUUCAGUCCUUCUCUCUGUUUUAGAAAGUGAUAUUAGAGUUUCAAAUCCAGCGAAAAUGCAACUCCUAUCCGGACUGGUCAAGACCACCCUGCCCAACUAUUUGGCUGGAUUGCCGAUUCCUGACAGCAUCGGUGGAUGGUUCCGGCUGGGAUUCACUGAUUGGCUUUCGCUGAUCCCACCUACUGCCGCCGUCGGAGGUUUGGUCUACAUGUCCUACCUAGCAUUCUGUCCGGAGGCUCGGCCAAAGCCAAGCACCAAGGUGAACCGUACCGUUCGCAUGUCCGAGCCUAAGGUGGUUGAUAUGGUCGACAUCGAAGACAUCGCCGAGAAGGCUGCCUUCUGCCGUUGCUGGAAGUCCAAGAAUUGGCCAUAUUGCGACGGAUCGCACGGUGCUCAUAACAAGGAAUGCGGCGAUAACCUCGGACCGGUGGUAGUUCAACGCAAGAAGAACUAAAGCCCUGGUGUUUCACUUGAUUCCGGUAAUUGAAUAGUGCUUUUUAUACGAAGAUAGUAAAUUACGUGCAUUAUACAAUAGCGCUAGGAGGUAUGCAUAGAAUCUAUAGGGAAAUCAAUUUAAAAAGGUAAGACACACAUCAUUCAUUACAACAUCAUCCGAUUUGAUUUCUUAAUUUUAACUGUCCUACUAUCAUAGUAACUACUUCAUUGAAAAUGGUGAUGGCAGACAAUAAAAUGCUGCAAAUAGAGAAUAGCAAGUAUCUUAUGUCUACAUUUUUGUUCUGUACUGUGGACUGUUUUUUUCCAAUAUUGAAAAAAUGCGUACUCCAUACUCAAAUUGGAACUUCAAAAUAAACUCAACUGCAUUGAACAGCAAGUUUCCUUAAGCUAAUACGUACUGAAAUUGAGAAUUUCGUUCAAAUUGAUUGUUAAUAUCGGUCUAUCUAGGAGAUGGUGCUAGACAUUAAACACACGUCAAAGAACUGCCGAAUGUUCUAAACAUUUUAUCGGUCUCUAAAUUUUAAAUCCAUAUUGUGUCUAAUAAAUUGAACAAGUUGAGUUAUAAAA
Messenger RNA from Ochlerotatus camptorhynchus, 1091 nucleotides. RefSeq names its product CDGSH iron sulfur domain 2 (gene Cisd2). Gene Ontology annotation, cellular component: mitochondrial outer membrane; intracellular membrane-bounded organelle. The transcript has 4 exons. NCBI's taxonomy places the organism in Eukaryota, Metazoa, Arthropoda, Insecta, Diptera, Culicidae. The record is from RefSeq and is a predicted model, not a curated record. Gene Ontology annotation, biological process: regulation of autophagy. Gene Ontology annotation, molecular function: 2 iron, 2 sulfur cluster binding. Bases 124 to 522 code for a protein of 132 amino acids.